AGCUCCCGCAGCCGCGGCGCGGCCGGGGUGACACACCGGGAUUACCGCCCCGAGAGACAGUCGUGGCGGGCGAGCAGCGCUCCCCGGCUUCCCUGUUUGCCUCAGGCGUAUCUCGGCAGCGCUCGGAGCCGGCGGCCGGGGUUAAGCAGCCCCGCUCCGGAGGGUUUGGGGAAGCCCUUGGAGGCGCGCGGGGCAGCCUAGGUUGCGCUAGCGCUCCGGGGUCUGGCGGUCGGCCGGGGUCGCCGCCGGAGCGGUGUUUCGGAGGCGUGGAGGAGGAGGAGAUGCUGCUUCUCUUCCCCCCCUCCCCAGGCUCCUUCUCCAGCUUCUUCGGCCCACGCCCGCAGCCGCUUGGGGGAGAGGAGGUGGUGGCUCUCGGCGCCCGCGGCGGCUGCCCGCGGCCCGCCCCGACGCCGCGUCCCGGCUGCCCUUGCCCCGUGCGCCAGUAGCCGGACCGCGUCUCCGGACGAGCGGGUAAUAUGCACGUGUCACUAGCCGAGGCCCUGGAAGUUCGGGGUGGGCCACUGCAGGAGGAAGAAAUAUGGGCUGUAUUAAAUCAAAGUGCCGAAAGCCUCCAAGAGCUAUUCAGAAAAGUAAGCAUAGCUGACCCUGCUGCUCUUGGCUUCAUCAUCUCUCCGUGGUCUCUGCUGCUGCUGCCAUCUGGCAGCGUGUCAUUUACAGAUGAAAAUAUUUCCAAUCAGGAUCUUCGUGCAUUCACUGCACCAGAGGUUCUUCAGAGUCAAUCACUCACUUCUCUCUCCGAUGUUGAAAAGAUCCAUAUUUAUUCUCUCGGAAUGACAUUGUAUUGGGGAGCUGAUCAUGAAGUACCUCAGAGCCAACCUAUCAAGCUUGGAGAUCAUCUCAACAGUAUACUACUUGGAAUGUGCGAGGAUGUGAUUUAUGCUCGGGUUUCUGUUCGGACUGUCCUGGAUGCUUGCAGUGCCCACAUUAGGAAUAGCAAUUGUGCACCUUCAUUUUCCUACGUGAAGCAGUUGGUAAAACUGGUUCUGGGAAAUCUUUCUGGGACGGAUCAGCUUUCCCGUAGCAGCGAGCAAAAGCCUGACCGAAGCCAGGCUAUCCGAGACCGAUUGAGAGGAAAAGGAUUACCAACAGGAAGAAGCUCUACUUCCGAUGUUCUAGACACAUACAAGUCUCCAUUCUGUCAUCAGGCCUUUCUUAACAAAGGGCUUAGUAAAUCCAUGGGAUUUCUAUCUAUCAAAGACACACAAGAUGAGGAAGAUUAUUUCAAGGACCUUUCAUCAGAUAAUAACUCUGGACAAGAAGAUUCAGAAAAUUCCUGCUCCCCUUACCCUUUCAAAUCUAGUGGCCCAGAAAAAAAAGCUGUCCCUGGCGUUGAUGUGCUUCCCAAAAAGAAGAUCUGGGCUUCGUCCAUGGACUUGCUUCGCACAGGUGACAGAGAUUUCUCUUCUGGGGAGACUGACAGAUACCAACACUGUCUUCCUGAGGCGGUUACAGUGCGGACUUCAACCACUCCUAGGAAAAAGGAGGCAAGAUACUCAGAUGGAAGCCUCGCCUUGGAUAUCUUCGGCCCUCAGAAAAUGGACCCAGCAUUUCACCCACGGGAAUUGCCCACCUCCUCGGCAAUAUCAAGUGCUUUGGACCGAAUCCGAGAAAGACAAAAGAAACUUCAGGUUCUGAGAGAAGCCAUGAAUGUAGAAGAACCAGUUCAAAGAUACAAAACUUACCACAGUGAUCUCUUUAGUACGUCCAGUGAAACUCCAUCUAUUAUUUCCUCUGAAUCGGAUUUCAGGCAAGUGAGAAAAAGUGAAACUUCAAAGAGAUUUGAAUCCAACAGUGGUCUCCCAGGUGUAGAUGAAACCCCAAGUCAAGGCCAGUCACAGAGACCAAGACAAUAUGAAACACCCCUUGAAGGCAACUUAAUUAAUCAAGAGAUCAUGCUAAAACGGCAAGAAGAAGAAAUGAUGCAGCUGCAAGCCAGAAUGGCCCUUAGACAGUCUCGGUUGAGCCUGUAUCCAGGGGACACUAUCAAAGCUUCCAUGCUUGACAUCACCAGGGAUCCCUUAAGAGAAAUAGCCCUAGAAACAGCCAUGACCCAAAGAAAACUGAGAAAUUUUUUUGGUCCUGAGUUUGUGAAAAUGACAAUUGAACCAUUUAUAUCUUUGGAUUUGCCACGGUCUAUCCUCACCAAGAAAGGGAAGAAUGAAGAUAACCGAAGAAAAGUAAACAUAAUGCUUCUAAGUGGACAGAGGCUGGAACUAACUUGUGAUACCAAAACAAUUUGUAAAGAUGUGUUUGAUAUGGUUGUGGCCCAUAUUGGCUUAGUGGAACAUCAUUUGUUUGCCUUAGCUACCCUCAAAGAUAAUGAAUAUUUCUUUGUUGAUUCUGAUCUAAAAUUAACCAAAGUGGCCCCAGAGGGAUGGAAAGAAGAACCAAAGAAAAAGAGCAAAGCUUCCGUUAACUUUACUUUGUUUUUCCGAAUUAAAUUUUUCAUGGAUGAUGUUAGUCUGAUACAACACACUCUGACCUGUCAUCAGUAUUAUCUUCAGCUGCGAAAAGACAUCUUGGAGGAGAGGAUACACUGUGAUGAUGAGACUUCUUUAUUGCUAGCAUCCUUGGCUCUCCAAGCUGAGUACGGGGAUUAUCAACCGGAGGUUCAUGGUGUGUCGUAUUUUAGACUGGAGCAUUACUUGCCUCCACGAGUGAUGGAGAAACUUGAUUUGUCCUAUAUUAAAGAAGAGCUACCCAAAUUACACAAUACCUACAUGGGAGCCUCUGAAAAAGAGACAGAGUUAGAAUUUUUAAAGGUCUGCCAAAGACUGACAGAAUAUGGAGUUCAUUUUCACCGGGUACACCCUGAGAAAAAGUCACAAACAGGAAUACUGCUUGGAGUCUGCUCUAAAGGUGUCCUCGUGUUUGAGGUUCACAAUGGAGUUCGCACACUUGUCCUUCGCUUUCCGUGGCGGGAAACCAGGAAGAUUUCUUUUUCUAAAAAGAAAAUCACGUUGCAGAAUACUUCAGAUGGAAUAAAGCACGCCUUCCAGACAGACAACAGUAAGAUAUGCCAGUACCUGCUGCACCUCUGCUCUUCCCAGCACAAGUUCCAGCUGCAACUGAGAGCAAGACAGAGCAACCAAGAUGCCCAGGAUAUUGAGAGAGCUUCGUUUAGGAGCCUGAACCUCCAAGCAGAGUCCGUUAGAGGAUUCAGUAUGGGACGAGCAGUCAGCACUGGUAGUCUGGCCAGCAGCACCCUGAACAAACUUGCCGUUCGACCUCUGUCGGUUCAAGCUGAGAUUCUGAAGAGGCUCUCCUGCUCAGAGCUGUCGCUUUACCAGCCAUUGCAGAACAGUGCAAAAGAGAAGAGUGGCAAAACUGCAUGGGAGGAGAAGCCUAGAGGGAUGAGUAAAUCAUACCACGAUCUCAGUCAGGCCUCUCUCUACCCUCACCGGAAAAAUGUCAGUGUUAACACGGAACCCCCACCACAAACCAUGGCGGAGCUGGUAGGAAAACCGCUUCACCAGAUGGCGAGAUCUGAUACAGAAUCUCUGGCAGGAGUCACAAAACUCAAUAAUUCAAAGUCUGUUGCAAGUUUAAAUAGAAGUCCUGAGAGGAGGAAACAGGAAUCAGACUCCUCAUCCUUUGAAGACCUUGGUCAAGCAUAUGUUCUAGGAAUGACUUUGCAUAGUUCUGGAAAUUCUUCAUCCCAAGUACCCUUAAAAGAAAAUGAUGUGCUACACAAAAGAUGGAGCAUAGCAUCUUCACCAGAAAGGGAGAUCACCCUGGUUAACCUGAAAAAAGAUGCACAGUAUGGCUUAGGAUUUCAGAUUAUUGGUGGAGAAAAGAUGGGAAGACUGGAUCUAGGUGUAUUUAUUAGUUCAGUUACUCCUGGAGGACCAGCUGACUUGGAUGGAUGCUUAAAGCCAGGAGACCGUUUGAUAUCUGUGAAUAGUGUCAGUCUGGAGGGGGUCAGCCACCAUGCCGCAGUUGAAAUUCUGCAAAAUGCACCUGAAGAUGUGACCCUCGUUAUCUCUCAGCCAAAGGAAAAGCUAUCCAAAGUGCCUUCUCCUCCUGUGCACGUGGCCAAUGGCAUGAAAAGCUACAUGAAAAAGCCUUCCCACCUGCAAGAUAACGCUGCAAAUUCUUCUGAGGAUCACUGCUGGCCACGGGGCACCCCGAGGCACAUCUCAGAGAGCUCUUUUGGGCUGUCUGGGGGCCUGCGGGAGGGAAGCCUGAGCUCUCAGGAUUCCAGGACUGAGAGUGCCAGCUUGUCACAGAGCCAGGUCAAUGGGUUCUUUGCCAGCCAUGCAGGUGACCGCAGCUGGCAGGACUCACAGCGUGGCAGCCCUUCCCCAUCUGUGAUAUCCAAAGCCACCGAGAAAAAGUGGACUUCUCCUGACAGUAACCGAAGCAAAGCUAAAAACACAGGCAUUUCUGAUGCACCAGAUUACUCUGACCGUGGAGAUUCAGACAUGGAUGAAGCCACUUAUUCCAGCAGUCAGGAUCAUCACAUACCAAAAAAGGAAUCUUCCUCCUCCAUGAAUACAUCCAACAAAAUGAAUUUUAAAACUUUUCCUUCAUCACCUCCUAAACCUGGAGAUAUCUUUGAGGUUGAACUGGCUAAAAAUGAUAACAGCUUGGGGAUAAGUGUCACGGGAGGUGUGAAUACCAGUGUCAGACAUGGUGGCAUUUAUGUGAAAGCCGUUAUUCCCAAGGGAGCAGCAGAGUCUGAUGGCAGAAUUCACAAAGGUGAUCGUGUCCUCGCUGUGAAUGGAGUUAGUCUAGAAGGGGCUACCCACAAACAAGCUGUGGAAACACUGAGAAAUACAGGACAGGUGGUUCAUCUGUUGUUAGAAAAAGGACAGUCUCCAGCAUCCAAAGAACAUGUCCCCCAGUGUACCCUCUCAGAUCCGGAUACCCAAGGUCAAGCCCCAGAAAAAAUGAUGAAGAAAAUGACUCAUGUCAAAGACUACAGCUUUGUUACUGAAGAGAAUACAUUUGAGGUGAAAUUGCUGAAAAAUAGCUCAGGCCUAGGAUUCAGUUUUUCUCGAGAGGAUAAUCUUAUACCCGAGCAAAUGAACACCAGCAUAGUAAGGGUUAAAAAGCUCUUUCCUGGACAGCCAGCAGCAGAAAGUGGACAAAUUGAUGUGGGAGAUGUUAUCUUGAAAGUGAAUGGAGCCUCUCUGAAAGGACUGUCUCAACAGGAGGUCAUAUCUGCUCUCAGGGGAACGUCUCCAGAAGUAUCCUUGCUCCUCUGUAGACCUCCACCUGGGGUGCUUCCAGAAAUUGACCCUGCUCUUUCGACCCCCCUGCACUCUCCAGCCCAAGUACCUCUGAACAACAGCAAAGACCCUCCUCAGACAGCGUGUGCGGAGCAAGGCACCAGCUCAGAUGAAAAUGAGAUGUCAGACAAAAACAGGAACCCAUGCACGUCCGCAUCCAGGAGAGACAGUUACAGUGACAGCAGUGGGAGUGGAGAAGAUGACUUAGCGAAAGCUCCGGCAAAAAUCCCAAAUGUUAGCUGGAGCUCAGCUUUGCAUCAGACCCUAAGCAGCAUGAUGUCACAGGCACAACGUCAUCGUGACACACUCAGGAGUCAUGUCAUCCAAAAUAACUACAAGAGUAAGGCUCCUUAUUUCUUUUUUCUUAUUAUUAACCCUCCUUCCCCUCAACCACUGGAUGUAACUCCUGGGCAGAGCUGUCAAUCUCAAUCAGAAUCUGUUUCAAUAAAUGCAAUGGAUAGAUAUAUACAUCACACUUCUGAACCAACUAGACGAGAAAGCUUGACAUCUUUGAAAAAUGACUUGGAAAACCACCUUGAAGACUUUGAACUGGAGGUAGAACUCCUGAUUACCCUAAAUAAGUCGGAAAAAGGAAGCCUGGGCUUCACAGUGACCAAAGGCAGUCAGAGCGCUGGUUGCUACGUUCACGAUGUCGUUCAGGAUCCAGCCAAAAGUGACGGGAGGCUGAGGCCUGGGGACCGGCUCAUCAGGGUUAAUGAUACAGAUGUUACAAACAUGACCCACACAGAUGCAGUGAACCUACUCCGAGCUGCGCCCAGGACAGUCAGAUUAGUUCUUGGCCGAGUUCUGGAAUUACCCAGGAUGCCAGUGCUCCCUCAUCUGCUACCUGAUGUCACAUUUACGUGCAACCAAGAGGAGCUGGGUUUUUCCUUAUCUGGAGGUCGUGACAGUCUUCAUCAAGUGGUGUAUGUUAAUGAUAUCAAUCCAAGGUCAGUUGCAGCCACGGAGGGUAAUCUCCAGCUCUUAGACAUCAUCCACUAUGUGAACGGAGUCAGCACACAAGGCAUGUCUCUGGAGGAAGCUAAGCGAACAUUGGACCUGUCACUUCCUUCGGUGGUACUGAAAGCUACAAGAGAUGGUCAUCCGGUGGUUUCCAGUUCCAAGAGGUCUUCUCUUUCAGCUUCAAAGUCAGCCAAAGCCAAUGGCCCUCACAUCGUGGAGCCUUGUGGCAAACCUUCACUCACACCUAAAAACUCAUUCUCCAAGGUUAAUGGAGAAGAAAUCAUUGAAAUUUUGUACCCUGAAGGAAAAUGUUCUACUUAUCAGACAAAGGAAUCAGCAAACCUGAUUCUGUACAAAGAAUCUGAUGGACAAGAAGAUGAGAACUAUGAUGAUCCCCAAGAAGCUGAAGUUAUCCAGUCUUUGCUGGAUGUUGUGGAUGAGGAAGCUCAGAAUCUUUUAAACCAAAAUAACGCAGCAGGAGAUGCCUAUGUUCCAGGUGCAUUGAAAGCCAAUGGGAAGUUAUCUGAAGAGAGAGCAGAAGAUACAUACUGUGAUGGUUCCCCUUUACCUGAAGAUUUUACAGAGUCUACCAAAAUGAAUGGCUGUGAAGAACAUUGUGAAGAAAAAGGUAAAAGUGAAAGCUUAAUUCAAAAGUCAGAAGAAAAGAAGACUGAGGAUGAUGAAAUAACAUGGGGAAGUGAUGAAUUGCCAAUAGAAACAACAGAACAUGAAGAUUCCAAUAAAGAGCAUCCCUUUCUGACAAACGAGGAACUCACCACACUCCCCAUCGUCAAAGUGCUUCCCUCCGGGAAAUACACUGGUGCCAAGCUGAAGUCAGUCAUUCGAAUGUUGCGGGGUUUACUUGAUCAAGGAAUCCCAUCUAAGGAGCUGGAGAAUCUUCAAGAAUUAAAACCUUUGGAUCAAUGUCUAAUUGGACAGACGAAGGAAAACAGAAGGAAGAACCGAUAUAAAAAUAUACUGCCCUAUGAUGCUACCAGAGUGCCUCUGGGAGAUGAAGGUGGAUAUAUCAACGCCAGCUUCAUCAAGAUACCAGUGGGGAGAGAAGAGUUUGUCUACAUCGCCUGCCAAGGACCUCUCCCCACAACCGUUGGAGAUUUCUGGCAGAUGAUUUGGGAACAAAACUCCACAGUGAUAGCCAUGAUGACCCAAGAAGUAGAAGGGGAAAAAAUCAAAUGCCAGCGCUAUUGGCCUAACGUCCUAGGCAAAUCGACCAUGGUCAGCGACAGACUUCGACUGGCUCUGGUGCGAGCGCAGCAGCUGAAGGGCUUUGUGGUGAGGGCAAUGACCCUGGAAGACAUUCAGACAGGAGAGGUACGACAUAUAUCUCAUCUGAAUUUUACUGCCUGGCCAGACCAUGAUACACCUUCCCAGCCAGACGACUUGUUGACGUUUAUCUCCUACAUGAGACAUGUUCACAGAUCGGGCCCAAUCAUCACACACUGCAGCGCGGGCAUUGGACGUUCAGGAACCCUGAUAUGCAUAGAUGUGGUUCUAGGAUUAAUCAGUCAAGAUCUUGAAUUCGACAUCUCUGACUUAGUGCGCUGCAUGAGACUACAGAGACACGGGAUGGUUCAGACAGAGGUGAGUGUCAUCUCAUAACUUCUGAUGAAGAUUUUUGCAGAAGUAUUUCUAGGGCUGUCUUUUUUCAAUGUUACCUUUUAGUUUAAAAAACAAGAAAAUGCAAUACCAACAAUGAAUAGAUUACAGAGAAUAGGAUGGCACAUUGAGGGGCAAAAAUUUGAGGUGGGACAAAAUAGCAUGUAAUUAGUGGCAUUUCCUCCCCAAUUCCAACCUAAAAAAGAGAGAGAAGGUAAUAUUUUUGCUACAGAAUUUUCCUGAGGGAAUAGAUUCAGCAACAUUGACUUGAAGGCAGAAAGGGGGUCUGGAGUUCUUAGCUUGGAAAAGAGUUCAUUUAUCCUGUGCUUUGGUCAUUUUCAUUUCUCUUACCUAAAGUCAAAAGAUAGGUUAUAUCACCCACUGACCUGCAGACAUGGGUCCUUCCCGGGGACUACAUGACGUAGAGUGUCUGUCCACUCCUUGUAGUUCCACUAUCCUUUUUGUUUAUAUUGGGAGGGGAAUACAUUGCACAAUUCUGUAUCCCAUGUCUUACAUUCAACCCUAUAACCAUUUUUCCAUAUUUUCAAAAUUGCUCAAACAUCACUUCCAGUAGUGGUGAAGCUAUAUAUAUCAGCAUAUAUUCACACUAUACAUCUGGUCUUCUCUUCCUCUCUCUCUUUUUCCUCUUUUUUUUGUCUGGUAUGGAAGCUGUGUUCAUAUAUCUAAUAAUUUAUAUUUCUCUACCUCCCAAAGAAUACAAAAGUUUACUAUUUUUAAAAUUAAAACUUGCCACCUUUCCUUUCAUAUACCUUUUAAAUUCAAAUUAGGUCUUCUAAAUAUUAAGCUGAUUCAUAGCCAAUUUUUUUAGGUAAAGAAAACGUACUAAAAAAAUUCAUCUUUAGAUCCAGGAAGUUCAGUUGUUCAGCAGAUAUUUAUUAAGUGCCUACUGUAUGCCAGGCACUCUUCUAGAUGCUUGGAGCAUGUCAGUGAAUAAGAUGAAUAACAAAGAUCUUCUGCCAGAAUAAAAGAUCUUCUAGUGAAUGGUGAUGAACAAGGCAGAUAAUAAAUCCAUUAACUGUACUCAGUUAAGAUAUAAGUUAUGAUAUAAGAUCUUUGAAAGUGAUAAGUGCUUUAGAAGGAGAAAGGGUGGAGUGGAGCAUGAGGCAUGGCAGGCUGGGUGAUAUUUUACAUAGAGUGGUACCACUGAGGAUGCAACCCCUUGAGCAAAGAUGUGAAGGACGUGAGGCAGGCGGUCAUGCGGAUGUCUGGGAGAAAAAACCUUGCAGGCAGACAGAAUCACCUUCCAGGAGGUCCACGAUAGGAGCGUGUCUUCUGUGUUCAAGAGUAGUCACAACCCGUGUGGCUGAGGCAGAGGGAGCAGGAGGGGAGGUGUGAGAGGAGGUGAUGGGGCCAGAGCUUGGGGCUUCCGUCUGAGUGAGAUGGAGGCAUCACCGGAUUGUCAGUAUGGAAUGAUGUGAAUUAACUCCCAUCUUAAAGGACCACUCCGGCUGCUGUGCUGAAACAAGACGCAGUUCGGGAAGGAGGGUGCAGGGCUAGAAACCAGAGGACCGCAAGUGUCACCAAAGCACAAAAAUAGAGGUGGCCCACCCAUCAGAGACAGCGUCAGUUAGCACUCACCCAGCCCACCCCCAGGCUUCUUCCUUCCACAUUUUGUCAAUUGGGUUUCUGUUCCU
Molecule: messenger RNA, 9490 nt
Organism: Odocoileus virginianus texanus
Lineage: Eukaryota; Metazoa; Chordata; Mammalia; Artiodactyla; Cervidae
Source: RefSeq, a predicted model, not a curated record